AUGAUCGCCAAGGUCCUUCCCGUCGCUCUCCUUGCUGGCGCCGUCUCAGCCACUUGCCCUUUGGCGGUUGAGAUCACCAACUCGGACAACCAUGUCGUCAACGUCGCAGUGACGAACACGGGCAGCGAGACCCUUCAGGUCUUCAAGGGCAACACUGUCUUCAGUGAACACGCCACUAAGGAUCUGUUGGUGACUGAUGCAGAGGGCAAUGCUCUGCCUUUCGAAGGCAUCUUCGUCAACUACAAGCGCACCGGCCUCCCUGCCAGCUCUUUCCAGAAGAUCGAGGCCGGAGAGACUGUUACCGUCUCCGUCAACGCCGCCAAGAGCUACAAGCUUAGCGGUGUUGAGCAGGCGAAGGUCACUGCCAUCCAGGGCUUCCGUUAUGCUACCGGAGCCGAGACCCCUUCUUCGGUUGUCGGUCUGGCCGCUUGUGAGGAUGUGACAUCUGGCGAGGUGGAGGUCACUCCCGACCAGGCUGUUGUCGCCGAGCAGCACAUUUCCAAGCGCGAGACUCCCACCCCCUCUCGCAUCCAGAAGCGGUCGAUCACGUACUCGUCGUGCUCUGCUUCGCAGACUACUGCCCUGAAGACCAGUGUGUCUGACGCCAUCUCCAUGGCCAAGGCUGCUUACACUGCUGCUGGAACCGCGUCCUACUACUUCACCACCUGGUUCAAGUCGACGUCGGUUGAGUCCAAGGUCCAGACCAUCUACAACGACGUUGCCAACGUUCAGACCACCUCGCCCAAGAUCUCGUGCACCGACACCUACAGCGACUGCACUGAUGGUUCUGCUUUGCUCUACACCGUCCCCUCCGACAAUGUCAUCGUCCCCUGCCCCAACAACGGCUUCUGGGGUUUCCCUGAGCUUGCAUCUCAGUGCUCCGGUGACGACUACGACAGAGCUGGCAGCAUGCUCCACGAGAUGACUCACUUGUACGGUACUACUGACUGGGCCUACGGUCCUGUUGCUGCUCAGGCUUUGUCGGCUACCAAGGCCGCUGCCAACGCCGACACGUAUGAGAUGUACGCUGAGAGCGUCCGUCUUGGCGGUUGCACCACCGGUUAA
Messenger RNA from Colletotrichum karsti, 1065 nucleotides. RefSeq lists its product as uncharacterized. NCBI's taxonomy places the organism in Eukaryota, Fungi, Ascomycota, Sordariomycetes, Glomerellales, Glomerellaceae. The record is from RefSeq and is a predicted model, not a curated record. Gene Ontology annotation, biological process: proteolysis. Gene Ontology annotation, molecular function: metalloendopeptidase activity. The transcript is spliced from 4 exons. Bases 1 to 1065 code for a protein of 354 amino acids.